GUCCAUUCGGCUGAUACGAUGAUAUCGGCCCAAGUCCCACUCUCCGAUGAAUAGCUGUACGUUUUCUUUUGAGUUUGAGAGUUGCAGAGUAGGGCAAGCACUGCGGACACAAAUGGAGGGCGGCAAACGUAGCAUUUGAUUCGUUUUUUUAUUGGGUGGAGUUCUAAAGUUCACACCGGAAGGAAAUCUUCCUUCUGACAUAUGUGGUUUUUAGAACUUUUUUUUUGUUUCCAGGGAUCUGGGGGUGUGGUAUUGGGGUAUUAGACUGUGAUAGAGAAUGUCUGGAGAGUCAAACUUAAGGUAUAGGCUCAAUAAGAGACUCAAACUUGCAAGUAGGCGGUCUAAGAAUUCUAAGGAUGAAAAUAAAAAGUUUGAAAGUACACUUAGUAAUGAUGGGAAGGGAAAGCUUAAACCUAUGAGUUUUGAUAGGAAAACAAAGAGAAUCUAUGCGGAGCAUGGUGGUACAAAUGAGGAGGUAACUUCCUCUGGAAAUGCAAAGGCACCCAAUAGAAAGAUUUCCUUUAAAAAAGGACAGAAUCAGGUGAAAGAUGAUGUUAAGGCACAAACAAACAAGAAGAAAUCUCCUCGCUCCAUAUGGGUUUCAAGUAAAAUAGAGAAUUCUACUACUGAAACUAAACAAUCUUAUCGUAAACUCAAAGAUGCAGCGGAAAGAGCUCGGGCGUCUAAUAGAACUAAUGCAAAGGAGGUUGAUGAAAUGGAUGUUGGUGGUACUGGUUUAUUGAAGAAACGUUCUAAAGGUAAACUGAAGGAUACAGUGGACAGUGCCUGGGCUUCUAAUAGAACCAAAACAAAGGGCAUUGAUGAAUUUGACGUUGGUGGAACCGGUUCAUUGAAGAAACCUUCCAAAAUCAAAUCUGAUAAAAUGAAACGGCUGGAUCAGUGUCAGGAGAAAUCCCCAUAUGUAUCUAUUUCAAAAUCUGCCAAGAAAAAUGUUCGAGGAAGGCGAGCAUUGGAUGAUGAUUCAGAAGUACUAGAUGAUCAGCCAAAGAGGAAGAAGCGAGUAAUUCGAAUAGAUCGGCAUGAUACCUCAAAUAAACGGCUAGAUGAUGGCAUUGUUAUUAAUAAAAGCGCCAAAGAGAAGGAAAAAGAUUUGGAGAAGAAAAAUGAAAUGUCGAGGAAUGCACAAUUCCGGGCAAUACAACCAAGUCCCUCAAUCCUGACCUAUGUGGAAGAUAACUUGUUGGGCCGUCGACGCUUGAUUGAGCUGCGGAGGGCUGGCUAUAACAUUGAGCUUUCUGCCCCAUUAGAUAAUAUUCCAUUUUCUACCAGCUCUGAAAGGGAGCGUAUUGAAGAUUCUGCAUUUAGGAAUAAAUUGACUUUUUUUGCUGCUGCGAAGAGCUCAUCAUCAUUUCCUCCUCCCGAACUCCCAGAGAUUGCAUUUGCUGGAAGGUCAAAUGUUGGGAAGUCGUCGCUACUUAAUGCCCUUACUAGACAAUGGGGUAUUGUUCGGACAUCCGAUAAGCCUGGCCUUACUCAGACUAUUAAUUUCUUCAAUUUGGGGUCAAAGCUCUGCUUGGUUGAUUUGCCUGGAUAUGGCUUUGCUUAUGCAAAAGAAGAAGUUAAGGACGCUUGGGAGGAGCUUGUAAAGGAGUAUGUUUCCACAAGAGUUGGUCUGAAACGGGUAUGCCUACUUAUUGAUACAAAAUGGGGUAUGAAGCCAAGGGAUCAUGAACUCAUCAAUUUGAUGGAAAGAUCCCAGACUAAAUAUCAGAUUGUAUUAACCAAGACGGAUAUGAUUUUCCCUAUUGAUGUGGCUCGCCAUGCGAUGCAAAUUGAAGAGAGUCUCAAGGCAAAUAAGUCUGUAGUUCAACCUUUGAUGAUGGUAAGCUCAAAAUCUGGAGCUGGUAUCCGGAGUUUAAGGACGGUGCUUUCUAAGAUUGCAAGGUUUGUCAAGCCUUAAUCCUAGUCAGAACUUGUUUCAUUUAGGCUGAUGUGAACUUUUCUGGCUCCAAAUAUUUCCUUGCAAAACUACAAGCCUAUAAUCCAAAAAAAAAAAAAAUCAAUGUGCAGAUUUUGCUGUUUGUGGGUAGCUUACUGACAAGACAGGUGUCUUAACUUCCUUUGAUAGAGUUGCCUGCCAAUUUCACUCUGCAGGACGAUAUAGAUGGUGUUGACAGGUGUUACAACAAGAUUUGUUUUCUUGUAGAUUGUGAUGCUUCGGAAAAUAAGUUUUUAUUCUUUUUGAAGAAAUUGAUAGUGUGGUGAGGAACUUUUUUAUUGUCAUUUUUUUUCAAUGAAAGCUCUGAUCUAUAUGAAGUUGCACCUGAA
This is a messenger RNA of Carya illinoinensis, 2289 nucleotides long. RefSeq lists its product as uncharacterized. NCBI's taxonomy places the organism in Eukaryota, Viridiplantae, Streptophyta, Magnoliopsida, Fagales, Juglandaceae. Bases 278 to 1921 code for a protein of 547 amino acids. The transcript is spliced from 12 exons. The record is from RefSeq and is a predicted model, not a curated record. Gene Ontology annotation, molecular function: GTP binding.